AUGACGGAACCCGGAGCAGGAAGCUCGAGACGCCUCCCUGAGGGUCGCUUCUCGAUAUCCGCCAACCAAGUUCCCGGGAUCCCCUUUCCUCUCGUUCACCCAUAUCCUUAUCAACCGGGACUCGGACAUAUCCCGCCAAUGGAGAUGAAUCAGUGGCCAGAACUAUACCCGGGAGAUUCAUGGGAAGGUUGGCGCUCGAGGGAACCCUUUGCUCCACGGAGCUACUUCACACAAACCCAGAUGCAGAAGAACUGUCCUCACGGCAUGAUGGUCCGCCAGUUUGUGAGCAAUCGGAUGCUCUGUCCCAGCUGUGGCCGCCAGCCGUUUUUUGGGUGGUUGCUAGUCUGCGUAGAAGAUUUCGUGGGUCACUCUGAUCGAUUGGAUCCUAAGGGCCCGCAGCUUUCGCGUGGAAUCUCCCAAGCCAUCAUUGACGGUCACUACAAUCCUGAAGAGAGGGCAACUGUCAGACAACAAAAGGGAGGAGUUAUUAAACAGGUCGAAGAAUUGUUCGGGCCCGCAGCUCGAGCGCCACAGGUUCAAGCCAUUCGUGGAGGCGCAUGUGGGCAUCCGAAGAAAGGCCGGGAUGAUGGAAUGCACCUUGAGGCCAUCGAGAACAUUGGACGGAAGGAUCAAGACAAUCCAGCGUCUCCCUCUGGGCAGUCUUCCCAAAAGCGUCCCGCAGCCUGUCGUUACUGGUGCUGCCACCAUUGUAGACCAUUUCAUUAUGAGCGUACCUAUAUCCGGUUGGAUGCGUUUUGCAAUGAUCCCCAGACCGAAGUCACACUUCCAUGGGAGUUCGGUAAUAGACGGGUUUCCAACGCUAAGGUUGUUCGCAGUAUGGAUAACCAUUAUGAGCCAAGGGAACACCUGUUCACACGGGCGGUUCCUCAUCCCAUGGCCAGCGUGCCGCAUGCACUACGCCGAUCACAUUUUCGCAGGAACGCCAUGAGCCUUGACCUUCGCGCUCUCUAUCAUCGAUCUAAGGCAUCUGAUAUCUCAGACGGGAAUCGUAUCGCCGAGCUGAACGAUAGUGACUCGGAAUGUUCCUCAAGUAUUGACUCGACGAGCGGUUCUGUGGUUACUUCCGAGCAAGGGGUUGUCUUGCUUCCAGCAGCAGGAGAUCUCCAUGACCACGAAAACAUAUCUGGUAAUGAGUCGAGGGACGACGACUAUGGACUGAAAUGGUUAUUCCACUGCUCCGAUCCCGACAUGCGUGGCCCUACACGAUCGACAGCGGACGAAGGGCGGAAAAGGCGGGCACAUUAG
Molecule: messenger RNA, 1266 nt
Organism: Aspergillus clavatus NRRL 1
Lineage: Eukaryota; Fungi; Ascomycota; Eurotiomycetes; Eurotiales; Aspergillaceae
Exons: 2
Coding region: 1-1266 (421 amino acids)
Source: RefSeq, a predicted model, not a curated record